ACGCGUGUUUUUGCAAACGCUCACCGACGUUGCACCGACAUUUGCGUACAGUAUAUUAAUUGCUCCUGUCGGUGUACAACAUGUUCAGAGCUCCAGUUUCGCGUAGACUGGUGUCUCGACUCUACAAUCACCCAGUACGCAUAACUCGUCGGUCGGCUUCCACCUCGUCUACCUCCAUUUCGUCACCAGUUCGCACCGGCUUGUAUGCUACCGUCUUCACCAUCUCUGCAGGUCUAUUUGCAGUCUACUACUUCGACUCGCGUUCGGCAAUUCACCGUUAUGUUCUCACUCCGGUUUUGCGCUAUGCGCUCGAUCCUGAGACUGGACAUAAGUUCGCCGUAAAGGCGCUGGGAAGUGGAAUUGCGCCUCGAGAUACGCAACCUGAUGAUGCCUGUUUGAAGGCGGAGAUCUGGGGGGAGCAGCUCUCCAAUCCUAUCGGGAUAGCUGCUGGUUUCGAUAAGAAUGGCGAAGCCAUUGACGGCCUCUUCAAUUUGGGCUUCAGCUGGGUAGAAAUCGGAAGUGUCACUCCGAAACCUCAACCCGGCAAUCCCAAACCACGCGUCUUCCAUCUGCCUUCUGACCGCGCGCUGAUCAAUCGAUACGGUUUUCCCUCCGAAGGACACACUCUCGUCAUAAGUCGUCUUAAAGCACGCAUUCCUACCCUCGAGGAGGAAGAUUUCGAGAGGGGUGUCGGUCCGGCAAGCCUGCGAGAAGGCAAACUUCUUGCGGUCAAUCUCGGAAAAAAUAAGAGUUCACCGCCGGAUGCCGUCACGGAUUUCGUCGAAGGUGUGAAGAAGUUCACAGGGUUGGCAGAUGUGCUGGUCGUGAACGUCUCCAGCCCAAAUACGCCUGGUCUGCGUGGCUUACAAACCCGAACGCUACUCCAGGAGCUCCUGACUGAGGUGACCAAGGCUCGUGAUGAGACGAUUGCCCAUCUUCGUUCAUCCCGGACACCAAAGAUUAUUCUGAAGAUUGCUCCAGAUCUAACCGAGUCUGAUGUUCUCGAUAUCGCGGAGGCCGUUCGCACGAGUGGCGUCGACGGCGUUAUAGUCAGCAACACUACGAUUCAACGGCCGCCCAAUCUCAGCCAUCCUAACAAAAGCGAAGUUGGCGGUUUAUCGGGGCCUCCAUUGAAGCCUAUCACGCUCUCGAUUCUCAAAACUCUCCGUUCUAACCUCCCGUCGUCGAUUCCUAUCAUCGGUUGCGGCGGUAUAACGUCCGGUUCAGAUGCCCUCGAAUAUGCCAAAGCAGGCGCCACCUACGUCCAGCUCUACACUGAAUUCGGGUAUGAUGGUGUCGGUACUGCUCGAAGGAUCAAAGAUGAGUUGAAGACGGAGCUUCAGAAAGACGGAACGACGUGGAUGGAUGUCGUCCGACGGAGCGUUCAAGAGAAGAGCUUCAAGGAACAACCGAAGCCAUUACAGCAAGGCGAAGCGACCGUGGAGGUUCUAAUUCAGGAGGCGGAAGAGCUGAAGCUGUUACUUGAUAGUUUCGGAGAGAAAUUACUCUCGGGGGCGGAUUCAGGGGUGUCUGCAGAGACAACCGCUUCUUGAAGACCGUGUGCUGAUGGCACCAGGUCACGAUGUCGUGCGUCUUACAGUUGGUCUCGUUAUAAUCGCGAAGGCGUUCUUGUAAUGGAUGGAUUCAUUCGUUGCGCAAUGAUCCUGUCACCCUCGUUGUUGACAGCGUACUAGACUAAUCUGACAAGCUCUGCAUUUUGUUUAAUGCUAUUCGACACCCUCGAAUAACAUACCUAUCUUUUUUAGGAUACCGUUGCGCAAUACUAAAGAAUAGGAGUGCAAUUAAUCACUCUCAUGGUAUUGGUCCAACACUUGCAGGACCCCCUGUGUACAUCCAUUCCGAACUCACCAUUUUAGUUAUUGAAACGCUGUUGCCAUAGGAGGUUCUCAAGACGUCCAUCUGGUACAAGCAGGCUCUUCAAUACGAGUGUGGAGUGUCUUGCCGCUCGACUCCUGGACGGAUACUGUUGACUUUGAAGCUACCUUUAGCUUGGUUUUCAUUGUGCGAUCGGAACUUUGAAUGACGGGAGCGGUCCUGCCUCUUGCUGAAGUUGUACCCUCAAAUGCGAAAGGUCCGCGAUGAAGGUUGACGGGAUGAUUGUAGACUUCCACUUCGACGUUUGAAAUCCACCAUUCCACUUCUCAUCAUUCCCACAAGAAUCCUUAGCGGAGUCUUCACAUUUUGUUUAUUUUCUUAGUGAGUCCUUUUUCGGAAGCUUUGCGAUCUUCGGUGGCCUAGAACAACAUCGCGGAGGAGCUUUGGCGUAUUUCGACUUCAUUGGACGGUGCUUACUUUACUUACUUGACCAUUUACGACGGUUCACGAAUCAUAUGGCAGCAGUCAGCCCGAGUGUUGCGAGACGUUCAAUCGUCAUUUCUACGGCGAAUGGCUCUUCCGAUGACUUCAUAUUCGCCCUUGAUGCGUCUCACGCCGCACAGGCACCUCGAUAGGACUUCGUCGACAGGAGUUCAUCGCAGAACAUUUCUCGCAUCUGUCGAAUGACUAAACCGCUCGCGCUGGCACUAUGUUUGAAACAGGGUUUUGGCUUUAUCUGGUUGUGUACCUUGGCUUGUGCUGGGCCAGGCACCUUUCUGUAUUCUGCAACUGCGGGAUGUGAGAUUCCAUUGCUAAAUGGG
This is a messenger RNA of Somion occarium, 2657 nucleotides long. The record is from the annotation of a GenBank genome assembly. Lineage: Eukaryota; Fungi; Basidiomycota; Agaricomycetes; Polyporales; Cerrenaceae.